Trematomus bernacchii (emerald rockcod) is the source of this 1233-nucleotide messenger RNA. RefSeq names its product 14-3-3 protein epsilon. Bases 227 to 994 code for a protein of 255 amino acids. Gene Ontology annotation, biological process: signal transduction. The record is from RefSeq and is a predicted model, not a curated record. NCBI's taxonomy places the organism in Eukaryota, Metazoa, Chordata, Actinopteri, Perciformes, Nototheniidae. Gene Ontology annotation, cellular component: cytoplasm. The transcript has 6 exons.
UGCAUUUGGUUUAGUGCAGCUCGGAUGAAACCUGGUCGCCAUCUUUACUCUCCAUCCCAGCACACAUCGCUGCCGGUGGGGCGGAAACACCGACUCAUCGACCCGGUUCAUUUCUGAGGAAGUACCGAUAGACCUGACACACACACAUACACACACAUACAUACACACACACCCUCCGAGAUUUUUAACCACUGAAUACUCGUCCCGUUGCCACUCAACACACACGAUGGGAGAGCGAGAGGACAUGGUUUACCAGGCGAAGCUUGCCGAGCAGGCGGAGCGAUAUGACGAGAUGGUGGUGUCGAUGAAGAACGUGGCGGGGAUGAACGUGGAGCUCACAGUCGAGGAGAGGAACUUAUUAUCGGUCGCCUACAAGAACGUGAUCGGGGCCCGAAGAGCCUCCUGGAGGAUAAUCAGCAGCAUCGAGCAGCGGGAGGAGAACAAGGGCGGAGAGGAGAAACUCAAGAUGAUCCAGGACUACAGGCAAACGGUUGAAAAGGAGCUGAAGGAUAUCUGUGGAGACAUCCUGGACGCUCUGGAGCGACACCUGCUCCCCUCGGCCGUCAUGGGAGAGUCCAAGGUCUUCUACAACAAAAUGAAGGGAGAUUACCACCGGUACCUGGCAGAGUUUGCCACGGGGAACAACAGGAAGGAGGCAGCAGAGAACAGUCUCGUUGCGUAUAAAACUGCAACAGACCUCGCCAUGCUGGAGCUUCCUCCAACGCACCCCAUCCGCCUGGGACUCGCUCUCAACUUCUCCGUCUUCUACUACGAGAUCCUCAACUCCCCCGACCGCGCCUGCAGGUUGGCGAAGGCUGCGUUCGAUGACGCCAUCACAGAACUGGACACACUGAAUGAAGACAGCUACAAGGACUCCACACUCAUCAUGCAGUUGUUACGUGAUAACCUCACAUUAUGGACUUCAGAUAUGCAGGGAGAAGGUGAAGAACAGAACAAAGAGGCGCUGCAGGACGUUGAGGAUGAAGCUCAGUGAGACGACCAACCGACAGCCAACAACUCAGACCCUCCCUCAUCUUCCUCCAGACCCUCAAUCCUCCUCCUCUUCCUCACCUCCUCCAGACCCUCAAUCCUCCUCCUCUUCCUCACCUCCUCCAACAACUCAGACCCUCCCUCAUCUUCCUCCUCCAGACCCUCAAUCCUCCUCCUCUUCCUCACCUCCUCCAACAACUCAGACCCUCCCUCAUCUUCCUCCUCCAGACCCUCAAUCCUCCU